UCUGUCCCUCAUCUUUCUACCUUCCUGUCUUUGUGCUAGUCUUUGCUUUUCUUGCUUUGCCCCCAACACCCUGUCUUCCCUCUACUUCCAGGUUGCUGCCUCUUUCAGAAUCUGCGGGCUUUCCUCUGCAUUACUGGGUCUGUUGGUCUCGUCAGGAGGGCUUUGGGUCCGGUGGCUGUGGGUGGCCUGCUGCCAAAGGAGGGAGGAGCCCAUGGGGGGCGGGAUUGGUCCUAAAGCCACCUCAUAAAGACUGGGACUGCAGGAGGCUUUCUGGAGGAGUCCUGGAGGGGCUGUUUGUUGCGGCAGGCAGACCCCAGGAGCUCAGCUGGGGCUCUGCAGUGUCAUGCCCUGGAGCCCCCUGGCUGCGCUGAGCUGGGCGGUGGUGCUGCGGCUGCUGGCAUUACUGUGGCCCCCGGGGCUGGGUGAGGCGUGCAGCUGCGCGCCUGCGCACCCCCAGCAGCACGUCUGCCACUCGGCUCUAGUAAUCCGGGCAAAAAUCUCUAGUGAGAAGGUAGUUCCCGCCAGUGAAGACCCUGCCGACACUCAAAAAAUGAUCCGGUAUGAAAUCAAACAGAUAAAGAUGUUUAAAGGAUUCGAAAAGGCCAAGGACGUUCAGUAUGUCUACACACCAUUUGACUCCUCUCUCUGUGGCGUGAAACUAGAAACCAACAGCCAGAAGCAGUAUCUUCUGACAGGCCAGAUUCUCAGUGACGGAAAAGUCUUCAUCCACCUGUGCAACUACAUUGAGCCCUGGGAGGACCUGUCCUUGGUGCAGAGGGAGAGUCUGAAUCAUCACUACCACCAGAACUGUGGCUGCCAAAUCACCACUUGCUAUGCAGUGCCCUGUACCAUCUCAGCCCCCAAUGAGUGUCUCUGGACAGACUGGCUGCUGGAACGGAAGCUCUAUGGGUACCAGGCCCAGCACUAUGUCUGCAUGAAGCACGUUGAUGGCAUCUGCAGCUGGUACCGGGGCCACCUACACCUUCGGAAGGAGUAUGUUGACAUCAUCCAGCCGUAGUGGGGACCAGUGAACACCACAUCCUUGGAGAGUCCUGAAGACCAAGCCAGUUCUCUGUGGUACUCUGACCAUCACCGACUGCCAUGUUGCUGCCAGAUGAUGGGAAGUGACAAGUGGGUGGCCUGGCCAGCAUCAUGGCAGUUGUGGAGCAUGUGACAGCUUAUGUCCACAUCUCCCAACUUGUCGAGGGCUGGGGAAGGUAGUUUGGCUUAGCUGCCUUGCCCUCAGGUCCUCUCCCUUUUCUUUCAAACCUUGUUAGUCUAGUUGAUACCUGUUAUUGAAAGUUUUUAUUCUGGCUUUGUGUUCUCCA
Chionomys nivalis (European snow vole) is the source of this 1328-nucleotide messenger RNA. It is a transcript of the gene Timp4, whose product is annotated as TIMP metallopeptidase inhibitor 4. The record is from RefSeq and is a predicted model, not a curated record. The coding region runs from base 344 to 1018 and encodes 224 amino acids. NCBI's taxonomy places the organism in Eukaryota, Metazoa, Chordata, Mammalia, Rodentia, Cricetidae. Gene Ontology annotation, cellular component: extracellular matrix. Gene Ontology annotation, molecular function: protease binding; metalloendopeptidase inhibitor activity. The transcript is spliced from 5 exons. Gene Ontology annotation, biological process: negative regulation of endopeptidase activity; negative regulation of membrane protein ectodomain proteolysis.